AUGACGGUGCCGCGGGGCGCGGGACGACGCGGCUCGACUUCCCCGCGCGGCGCGAUCGCGGUUCGACGACACACGGCGCGAUGCGCACGCGUCGGCUUCGGCCUCGCGUUCGCGCUCCUCGCGUGCGCGCGGUGCGUCGCCGCGGUCGCUGAUCCGACCCAACGCGACCGCUGCGACGCACCGAUCGACGGCACCGACCGCCCCGUGAUGAGCUGCGACGCGACGGACGCCGGCGCGACUGACGCGGGCGAUGGCCGCCUGACCGGGGUCAGCACCACCGCGGAGUUCCUUCGCGAUCGCUACGUCGUCCGCUUCGACGAUUACCGCCCCAUCGAGGCGCAUUACGACGCGCUCGUCGCCGCGCUCGGCCCGCCGUUGAACGCCGAAGAGGGCGCCAUGGGCAAGCCGUCGACCGACGACGCCCCGACACACGCCGGGGAGAGCGCGACGAGGAUCGAGCACCGCGUUGACCGAGGGUUCGUACGGAUCCCACGUGACGACGACGCGCCGCGAAGCGAGCGUUCGGUCAGGUGGCAGUGGGUGGUCCGAGACAACCCCGCGACGCGCAAGUUUCCCACCGAUUUCGCCGUCAUCGCCGUCGACGCCGAUGAUGAUGAGUUCAUGGCGCCCGUCACGAUCGCGCCGACGACGAAGGCACCCCAGACGGCACCCCCGACGGCACCCUCGACGGACGACGCACGCGCCGAGGCGCUCCUCGUCGUCGGCGCCGUCGACGGGGUGCGGGACGUGCGAAGGGAGCAGCGACUUCUCCGGUCGCUCGCGUGGGAACGAGCCGACGCGCCCGACAACGACGACGGGGGCGCCGACUCGGGUGCCCACUCGGGUGCCGACUCGGGUGCCGACUCGGGUGCCGACUCGGGUGCCGAUGGGGUGCCCACGGGUGCCCGCGUCGGACCCGGCGUGGAUCCCGUCGCGGGCGGGCUUCGAUGGGGAGACGCGGGAGAGGACGUGGGAGGCGCGCCGAACCGAGCCGAGCGACGCCGCCGCGAGAGACGAGGAGGUUCGGGCGCGCACCAGGGUGCCCACGUCUCGAGGCACGGCGGCGGCGGCGGGCCCUCGCCCGGCAGGCUACGCACGCGCCCCACGAUCGGCAUGGAACCCCCGGGGUACGCCCCAGAUCUCGACGCCGGCGGCUUGUACCACGACGACGUCGAACCAUCGUUUGGGGGUUCGACACGCGAGGGGGAUCGCGAAGAACGCGACGAGGUCGAUGGCGACACGAAACCACGCGCGAACGCGGGCGGUCGAUCCCUCGCCGCGGCGAGGCACGUCGUCGACGCGUUCGACGCCGCCGCGCUGUGGCGCGAGGGAUUCAGCGGCAAGGGCGUCAAGACGGGCGUCUUCGACACCGGCGUUCGGGCGGACCAUCCCCACUUUCGCAAAAUAAAAGAGCGAACCAACUGGACGCACGAGCGAACGCUGAACGACGGCUUGGGCCACGGCACGUUCGUCGCGGGGGUGGUGGCGAGCCAGGACGGCGAGUGCCCGGGUUUCGCCCCCGACGCGGAGAUUCACACCUUUCGGGUGUUCACCAACGACCAGGUGUCGUACACUUCCUGGUUUCUCGACGCGUUCAACUACGCCAUCGCCACCGAGGUCAACGUCAUCAACCUCUCCAUCGGCGGUCCGGACUACCUCGACCUCCCGUUCGUGGAGAAGAUCGACGAGAUCGUCGCCAACGGCAUCAUCAUGGUCUCGGCCAUCGGCAACGACGGCCCGCUCUACGGCACCCUGAACAACCCCGCGGAUCAGCUCGACGUCAUCGGCGUCGGCGGCGUGGACUACCGCGACAAAAUCGCGUCGUUUUCGUCCAGAGGCAUGUCCACGCACGAGCUCCCGCACGGCUACGGCCGCGUCAAGCCCGACGUCGUCGCGUACGGCCGCGACGUCAUGGGGUCGAAGAUCGCGGGCGGGUGCAGGAGCCUGAGCGGAACGUCCGUGGCGUCGCCCGUGGUGGCGGGCGCGGUUACGCUGCUCGCGUCCGUCGUGCCGGUUGAGAAGCGGUGGAAAAUCUUAAAUCCCGGGGUGAUGAAGCAGGCGCUCGUCGAGGGCGCGGACGUCAUCGCCGGCGGCCCGAUGAUCUACGAGCAGGGCGCGGGUAAGCUGAACCUGCACGCGUCGAGGGAGAUUCUGCGCGACUACGAACCGCGCGCGAGUUUGGUGCCGGGGAGGCUCGACUUCACGGCGUGUCCGUACAUGUGGCCGCACUGCAGGCAGGCGUUGUACCACGGCGCGAUGCCGUUCAUGUUCAACGCCACCGUGGUGAACGGGAUGGGACUGACCGGUUGGUUGGAAGCCGCGCCCGUCUGGACCCCCACCGGGGGGGACGGCGGCGAUGGCGACGACGGGGAUCGAUCCGACGACCUCGGGAAGCACCUGGACGUUCGUUUCGAGUUUUCGGACGUGCUGUGGCCGUACAGCGGCUACCUCGCCUUUUACGCCCGGGUGAAGAAGUCCGCGUCUACAUCCGAGGGCGUCGCCUCGGGGGUCAUAACGUUCACGGUGUUAUCCCCGCCAGGGCCGGACGAGACGACGCUGCGUCGCUCCACGGUGCGCGUCCCGGUCAAGUUCCAAGUCGUACCAACCCCGCCGAGGGCGAAAAGAGUGCUGUGGAGCCAGUACCACAGCGUUCGAUACCCGCCCGGGUACGUGCCGCGGGAUAACCUCGACGCCAAGAACGACAUCCUGGACUGGCACGGGGACCACCCGCACACCAACUACCACGCCAUGUACGACGCGCUGCGGGAUAAGGGUUACUUUCUCGAGAUUCUCGGUUCGCCGUUGACGUGCUUCGACGCCAGCCGGUACGGCGCGCUGAUGCUGGUCGACGCCGAGGAGGAGUACUCCGAUGAAGAGAUUAAGAAAUUAAGAAACGACGUGGUGCGCAAAGGCCUGGGCGUCUUCGUCGUCGGGGACUGGUACAACGUCAAGCAGAUGGAGAGCAUGCGUUUCUUCGACGAUAACACGCACUCGCACUGGACGCCGGUGACGGGCGGCGCGAACGUCCCGGCGUUGAACGACUUGUUGAAACCCUUCGGUUUCGCGUUUGGCGACGCCAUCUUACACGGCGCGGCGACGUUGAACGGCCAGGCGGUGGCGAUCGCGUCGGGGGCGAACAUCGCGCGAGUACCCGCGGGGGCGUUCGUUCAUAAAGCGUUCGUCGCGGACAAGGCUCCGAAGGGCGGGACCGGGGCGGGCGGGGGAAAGGCGGCGGUGAGCGGCGGCGGCGGGAACAAGGAGCACGUCGUCGCGGCGUUCUUUCAGGUUCCCGGGGAACAGGGCGGCGACGGUUCGCAUCCAAACGACGGUUCAGAUGACGACACCUCGGUCGGUUCACCCGCGGGCAGGUUGGCGAUAUACGGCGAUUCCAACUGCCUGGACAGCAGUCACACGUCCGCUCCGUGUUUUCCGUUUAUGGGCAACGUCUUGGAAUUUUUGACGGAGAACGCUUUGGACACCGGGCUCACGUCGGACAAGAACCUCGCGCCCGAACCGUACGACAACGGCGAAGAGUUGCCGACGCGGCGGACGGACGUCGACUUCGACGCGCUGUCCACCACCAGGGGGGGAACGCCGGGGAACGAGGGGUUGAACCGGUGCGGUCCCAACUCGCCACCGGAGUUUUGGCAAAGUUCCGGCGCAGGCGAAGACGUUGAACAAAGCGGCGGUCACCCCGACGCCAAGACGGUCAUCGGAUGGUCCGAGACGCGCGCGGAGAGCGCGAUGCGCGAGGCGAAGCGGCGGCUGGACGCGGUGCUGCGGCGCCGCGAGUCGCUCGUUAACGUCGAGGGUUCGAGUCCGGCGUCGGUCGUGAGGGACGACGAUUCGUUCUCCGACGCCGACGGCGGGUCGCACCACCAAUUUACGACGCCGCGCGCCAACACGCGCCCGAACGACGACGAUUACGACGCCGACGCCGGGCCCUUCGACGACGCGAAGAAGAGGACGCCGUCGCGGGUGGGUACGCGCCACGACGGAUUCGAUCCCGCGACGCCGUCGAUUGACUCCCGGGACGCCGACCGCUCCGCAGGCGCCGGGCUCGCGUGGGUGGCGCUCGCGCUCUUCGCCGCGUUCGCCGCGCUGGUGAUUCGCAGGGUCCGGCGCAGGCGACGCGGAGGGAAGCGGAGGCAGGAAGGGAGCAGUCCCUUGGCGUCGCGGCUCGCCCGCAGGCGCGCGCUGUGACCGCCGCCCUCCAGGGUCGACGGACCUACGCCAUCGCCUCUGCCUUGUGUGCGAAAUACCUUCGAAGGUAAAAGUAAGUGUUAACCUUAUUAUGCGCUAUUCAUCACGAUGUUUAAAUUC
Micromonas commoda is the source of this 4323-nucleotide messenger RNA. RefSeq lists its product with no specific name. Gene Ontology annotation, cellular component: Golgi apparatus. Bases 1 to 4203 code for a protein of 1400 amino acids. Gene Ontology annotation, biological process: proteolysis. Gene Ontology annotation, molecular function: serine-type endopeptidase activity. The record is from RefSeq and is a predicted model, not a curated record. NCBI's taxonomy places the organism in Eukaryota, Viridiplantae, Chlorophyta, Mamiellophyceae, Mamiellales, Mamiellaceae. The transcript has a single exon.